CAAUCUGCAAUCGCUCUCUGCCAGCAUGGUCGCGCCCAACCCAACGCUGGCGAAGGCGAGCGACGAAGCUGUCGAGCUGCGCUCGCACCGCUUCACGAUCUACAAGUACGAGUGCUUUUUCCAGUGCUUCCGCCUUCCGGCGGCGCCGGCGCCGGCCUCAGGCGUCCUCUUUGCGUUCUACUCGCUUGGGCUCGUCGUCUGCUUUGGCCUUUACGCGUACCUGCUCGAGCGCCUUACGAUUGACGGCAAGGGCCCGAACGAGUUUGUGCUCAUGUUUGUCUCGUGCAUCAUCUACGCCUGCAUCUCGUACGCCGGCCGCGUCCUCGGCCGCGAGCGCAUCGACACGGCGCCAUGGCACGUGUUCCUCCUCCUCUCGUUCACGACGUUUUGCUCCUCGUACCUCUCGGUGCUCGCGCUCCGGUACGUGUCGUACAUCUUUCGCGUGCUCGGGAAGACGUGCAAGCCGAUCCCGAUCAUGGCCAUCGGCCUCCUCCUCGGCAAGUCGUACCCGCGGCGCAAGUACGCGAGCGUCAUGCUUGUGACGCUGGGCGCCGUCGUCUUCUUUGCCUUUAUGCAGCGCCGCCAUGCGGAAUCGCCGGCGACCGACGCGGCGCUCGGUGCGCUCCUCGUGCUCAUCUCGCUUGGCUUUGACGGCGCGACCGGCGCCCUCGAAGAAAAGUUUAUGACGCAGUACCAGAUGGGUCCGUUUACGAUGAUGCACAAGAUCAACUGCUUCUCCGUGCUCCUCGCGGCUGUCUUCUUCAGCGUCUCGGCCACGACCGAGACAUGGCGCGACCUCCCGCGUCACACAAAGCUGCUCCCGGACCUGCUCGUGCUCGGCGUCACGGGUGGGAUUGGCCAAAUGUUUAUCUUCCUCAUGAUCUCCCAUUUUGGCGCGCUCAUGACGAGUAUGGUCGGGACGGCCCGGAAGAUCCUCACGAUGGCUGUGAGCAUCUGGGUGUUUGGCCACGUUCUCGCGCCGCUCCAGUACGUCGGGCUCGUCAUUGCAGUCGUUGGCAUGCUUGCCAACUUGUACCGAGGACCGACGGCCCCCGCGAAGGAAGAUGCGACGAGCGAAGCAUCACGUCACUCGCGAACGGUCGCGGUCGAAGACGACGAGGACGAAGCCGACCGACUCCUGCAAGAAGAGCACGACGACGAGAAGCUCGAGCUCAUGAACGUCCACGCGCCGACGAGCCACGUGUUUGGGACCGUCAACGACAGCCUCGCGCCCAAGCCCGAGGCGCCGUACGGCAUGGCCAUCGACAUUGCCUUUCGCGCCACCACGGCCGUGUAGUUCCGUGUCGCCUUGUUGGUCCAGUGUCGUCGUUGUCGUCGUAGGUGCAGGAGAUAUUGUGCAUAUUCAUACUAUAUAUAUUAUCUCAUUCCUUAUUUCC
This is a messenger RNA of Saprolegnia parasitica CBS 223.65, 1397 nucleotides long. RefSeq lists its product as hypothetical. Gene Ontology annotation, biological process: UDP-galactose transmembrane transport. The coding region runs from base 26 to 1297 and encodes 423 amino acids. Gene Ontology annotation, cellular component: Golgi membrane; endoplasmic reticulum membrane. Gene Ontology annotation, molecular function: UDP-galactose transmembrane transporter activity; UDP-glucose transmembrane transporter activity. The record is from RefSeq and is a predicted model, not a curated record. The transcript has a single exon. Lineage: Eukaryota; Oomycota; Saprolegniomycetes; Saprolegniales; Saprolegniaceae.